CUGAGCUACGCCGUGCACCCGGCCGAGAGCAAGGCCGAGCGCGUCAGGACCAAGCUGCGGCGGCAGUUCAGCCUGGGGUCGGCUGACAAGAAGGACUUUUACCAGCCAAAGUCAUCCUCCCCUAAAAUGACCCAGCAGAUGCGGGACCUGCAGCUGGCGCAGGCCAGGAAGCCACCAGGCCCUUCCUCACCAAACGCAGCCAAGAGGCUCUACCGAAACCUGUCCGGGAAAUUCCGCGUCAACUACACCUCCUUCGACGAGGGCAGCCUGGUGGGACGGGGUGAGAAGGAGAAGCUCCGCAAGUCCUACCUGUUCCAGAGCAAUGCUGCGCUCUUUGAGGCCGUGGAACUGCAGGAUCUUGACAGGGUGCAGGAGAUGCUGAAGCACUAUAGCCCUGAGGAGCUGGACCUCAACACCCCCAACAGUGAGGGGCUCCUGCCCCUGGACAUCGCCAUCAUGACCAACAAUGCUCCCAUCGCCAGGGCCCUGCUGCAGGCGGGAGCGAAGGAGAGCCCACACUUUGUGAGCCUGGAGAGCCGCUCGCUGCACCUCUCCACGCUGGUGCGGGAGGCGGAGCAGCGCGUCAACGAGCUGAUGGCGCAGGUGGUGAACGAGGCGCCCAACGCUGACUGCUCCGAGAAGGAGAAGCAGCUCAAGGCCUGGGAGUGGCGGUUCCGGCUGUACAAGCGCAUGAAGGCAGGGUUUGAGCAUGCCCGAGUGCCAGAUGCCCCCAGCAGCGUCCACCUCUCUGUGGCCAGCAGCACCUCAUUGCAGGUGACCUUCUGGGAGCCCCUGAGUGUCAACGCAGCCGUUGUCACCAAGUACAAAGUGGAGUGGAGCUGCUCCCCUACCUUCUCACCACUGCUGGGAGAAGCUGUGAUUGACAAGCUGAAGGACCUGCACUUCACCAUCCAGGGGCUGGUGUCGGGCACAGCAUACCACGUCCGCGUGUCUGCCUACAACAUGAAGGGCUGGGGUCCCCCGCAAGCCUCCACGCCCCCCUUCGCCAUCCCUUCCAACUGGCGCGAGUACGACGGGCGGGCGCCGCGGCGGAGGGGACAGGCUGAGGCUCUGGACCAUCUCCUGGGCCAGGUGAAGACCGUCCACCAGCACUGCAUUUGCCACGAGCCCUGCAAGAACCAGCCCCAGAGCAGAAAGCAUUCAGUCUCCAAGAGCCUCAAGCACCUCUUCCACCCUGGCAGCAAGUUUCUCAAGACACUGAAGCGGGGCCUCUACCUGACAGCCAUCUUCUACAAGGAUGACAACAUCCUGGUGACCCACGAAGACCAGAUCCCCGUGGUGGAGAUUGAUGACACCUACUCCUGCCUGCUCAUGCAGGAUUUCCUCUGGCUCACCAAGGUGUCAUGCAUGUGGGACGAGAUCCUGUGGCUGCGGCAGUGUGUCACCGUGUCCCAGUCCUCCUGCUCCUGCAUCCUGCAGACGCGCUUCAAGAUGCUGCUGGCCAUCUCACAGAUGCAGGGGCUGCUGGGCAUCCAGGACCUGGGGCAGGUCUUCUUUGAGCCCAUCAAAGACAAACAGGGCAACAUCCUCAUCGUCACCCUGAAGGAGGUGAAGACCAACCAGACCUUCGAGAGCGUCCGCUGGGUGCCCAUCUGCAAGCUGCAGAGCGGCCGCAAGUCCGUGUCCUCCCCCGAGGAGCCCACAGCUCUGGACACACUGCUCAUCUCCCUGCAGGACAAGCUGGCUUAUCACCAGCGGAGCAGCCAUGCCCUCUCCCCGGGCCUCUACCUGGGCUACUUGAAGCUGUGCAGUGCCGUGGAUCAGAUCCGAGUGCUGGUGCCAGAGCAGCUCCCCAACAUCCUGUGCCACGUCAAGAUCCGCUCCAACCCCAACAUCUCCAGAGAGGAGUGGGAGUGGCUGCAGAAGAUGGCCAGCGUGGAGGAGCCUGUUCCCACAGAGCCAGAGACUGACAGGUCCCAGAACCCCUUGUUUCAGGAGCUCCAAGUGGCCAUCAAGGAGCUGAUGACCCUGGUGAACAUCCCACUGCAAGAGGCCAAAGACUUCCGUCUGUACAGCCAAGAGGUGCUGGACUUUGGGGAUCAGGUCUCCUUCCUGCUGCUGCUGCCUCCGUCAGACGACGUCUGCACCGCUCCGGGCCAGAACAACCCCUACACCCCUCGCUCUGGCUUCCUCACACUGCCACUGCAGAUCUUUGAGCUGGUCCACUUCUUCACGUACAGCCGGGAGUUCAUCACACAGUACUGCCAGGUGUCCGCCCUGCUGGAGCUGGAGUCACUCCUGUCCCAGCAGAGCCUCAGGGAGGCUUUCUCCGAUGCCGAGCUCACCACUGCCAAGCAGAGGCACCAGCAGGUUCAGGACUACAUCCAGCAAAUGGAGGAAAUCUGGCGAGAGAUGCGCUGGAUCAUGGAUGUCCUGCAGCACGCCCGCUACAAGCAGCCCUCCUGUGGGAUCUCUCUCAGCGGCUUCCUCAGCGAGGCUGGGGGAGCAGCGAAGGAGAAAACCCGAUCCUCCUCGUCCCACCUUGACUACCUUCCAUCGCCAGUGCUCUCACCAGAGACCAGCCGCAAGCUCAACUCCGACUCGCACGGCCUGUCGGACGAGGAGGGCUCCUCGGAGGUGUUCCUGGCCACCGACAGUGACUACGACUCCAGCCGGGCGCAGAGCCCGAAGGAGCUGGACCUGGUGUGCUCCACCACAGGGCCCGAGUGCUGCAGCCGGAGGGCGGCCCGCACCCUGCGGGACAGUGCCCCCGACGUCCUGCAGAGCCACGAGCUCCAGACCCCACCCGCAGUGCCGCCCCCGCCCGAGGAGCCCCGGCCACCGGCCAAGCUCUAUGACAGUGACUUUGUCCUGCCCAGCCGGCAGAUCGAGCUGCUGCGCAUCACCGAGAAGCGACAGGCGUACUGCGUCCGGACCAGCAGCCUGGACUUCCCCAAGCCCCACUGCCCUGCCCCGAGGAAGUCCUGCCCCGGCUCCGUGGACAGCUCCCCGGCCGAGAGCAGGAGCACGGGCCCCUGCGGGCCGCUCCGGCUGGGGCCUGGCUCCACACCCAGCCCCGAGCGCCGCCGGGGCCGCCGCGGCUCCGAUGAGUGGACUCAGGGCUUGCCAGAGCAGCAGCCAGAGCAGCCUGGGGGCUUGGCCGACCAAGGGAAGAAGCCGGGCUCUGUCACCUUGAGGGUGUGCCCUCAGUACGAAACGGGACUCUCCAAAGAGACCAGUGUCAAGCUGCACAUCACCAGCCAGACGCCUGCCAGUGAGGUGGUGAAGCUGGUGGUGCUGGAGAUGAACGGCAUCGCACGGGACAUGCUGGGCGCCUCAGCCGCCGUCUGCUACGGCGAGGAGCAGCUGGAGCACUUCGGGCUGGUGUUCGCUGCCAACGAGAGCGAGCGGUGGCUCCCCGAUGACUUCUUGCCUCUGUCCCUCCACACCAGCCAGCCCGAGGGGCGGUUCCUGGUGCGCAUCAAGGAGACGUCCCCUCUGGUGCUCCAGUACGGGCCAGCGACCACCGUAUGAGAGAGGAGAGCGGCGGGACGGAGCGGAGACCUCGGCUUCCAGAGCAGACAGCUCGUCUCUGAUGCUUCCUUCUUCCACAGACACCCUCUCAUCAGGCGUCCACAGGGUGGAAUGGGAUCACACUGGGUUGUGUGUUCUUUCUUUGUGCUAUUUUUUAAUUUUUUUUUUUUAACCAAAGACACAUCGAGACUCAGUUUUUCUGACUGGAGAAGAGGAGGGUGGAGUCCAGAGACCUCAGAGCUCAGGAGGAAUCUCUGCAGGAAUGGAAUUUUUGAAAGUAAAUAUUUUUAAGGAGAAACAGGGGGGGGAGAGAGAGAGAGGAAAAAUAUUACAAGAAGAAGCAGCAAUACUUUUUUUUUCCCCUUUUUUUUCUGAAAAACCUUGUUUGGGAUUCACUGAAGGCAAAGCCACAGAGGAUUGCUGGGGAGAGCUGUGGUGUCAGUGAGGAGAGGGCAGGAGCCACAAGGACAACCCUGAGAAGGGCAUUUUCCUAUCUGCCCUCCUUUCACUGCACCUGGAGAAAUGAUUCUUGCACAAAGUUCUUGGAAAAUUAUAUUAUUAUUUUUAUUCUGAAAAAAGUCAAUAAUCAUUGUGCCAGAGCCACUGGAAUUGGGUAAAGGUGAAGACCCUUUGCCUUGUGUCCAAGACUAAAGGAACACAUGCAGCCAGCCCCCUGCACUCACAGAUGUGUCAAUACCACACUAGAGAUUUGCUAUAGAGCAUCUCCUGCAAACCCCUGGGCUUCCCUGUCCCCCUGGGUGCCGUUUUGUUCUGGUGAUUGUGCUUCUCUAGUCCGUCCUACAGCAUGACAUUUUGUUAGCCACUAGGUCUCCUGUUAACAAGGUUACUUUUCUGAUCUCCUGUGGUCCAUAGUAAAAAAGGCUGCUGCUGACUGCA
Messenger RNA from Agelaius phoeniceus (red-winged blackbird), 4392 nucleotides. Its product is annotated as ankyrin repeat and fibronectin type-III domain-containing protein 1-like. NCBI's taxonomy places the organism in Eukaryota, Metazoa, Chordata, Aves, Passeriformes, Icteridae. Gene Ontology annotation, molecular function: protein binding. Gene Ontology annotation, biological process: establishment of mitotic spindle orientation; signal transduction; regulation of establishment of bipolar cell polarity. The record is from RefSeq and is a predicted model, not a curated record. Gene Ontology annotation, cellular component: spindle.